UCUGAGAACUCAAGACGAACACGAACAUGGAUGAUCACCGAGUGUUCAAAUGGUAACGUCCAAGUCUUGAGGACGGUCAAAAAUGGGGUGUCUACUCACAAAACCAUCUGUAAGUCACUUAAGAGUUUUUGGGUGUAUUGCUUAUGCUUUGGUAAAUUCUCAAUUUUGUCAUAAACUUGAUGAAAAAUUUGAAAAAUGUAUUUUCAUUGGUUACUGUGCAUAAUCCAAAGCAUAUAGAUUAUAUAACCCUCUUAGUGGUAAGUUUUUAAUUAGAAGGGAUGUAGUAUUUGAUGAAAAUGCAAGCUGGGAUUGGCGUAGAAGUGAUGAGAAGAUGCACCAACAGGUUCCUAUGUCCAUUGGAAUCUCUCCAAAUGAAAGUCAAGAGCCAACUCCGACAAAUUCAUCUGGUUCCUCUAUGGCGUCACCCAGUUCACCAAGGAGAGACUCUUCAUCCACUCUUGAAAAGUCUUCGGAUGAAACACCGCCCAGAGAGUUUAGAUCCUUGGGAGACAUUUAUGAGUCUUGCCAAUUUGCUUUUACUGUCUCAGAUCCUACAACUUAUGGAGAAACAGCUGCAAAAGAAGAAUGGCAAAGAGCGAUGAUUGAAGAAUUGACAGCAAUUGAAAAGAACGGAACAUGGUUGAUGAUGGACUUGCCGGAAGGCAAAAAUGCAAUUGGCUUGAAGUGGGUAUUUAAGACAAAAUUUGGUGCAGAUGGAAGUAUACAAAAGCACAAAGCUCGGUUUGUGGCGAAGGGAUAUGCACAUCAACAUGGUAUUGACUUCGAAGAAACCUUUUCUCCAGUAGCUCGUUUUGAAACUGUAAGGAGUGUGUUAGCAUUGGCUGCACAAUUACAAUGACCUGUUUAUCAAUUUGAUGUGAAGUCAACAUUUUUAAAUGAAGAUCUACAAGAGGAAGUUUAUGUAACUCAACCAAAAGGUUUCAUGAUUGAAGGCAAAGAGACAAAGGUGUACAAGUUGAGAAAGGCGUUGUACGGAUUGAAGCAGGCUCCUCGGGCAUGGUACAACAAAAUUGAUGGAUACUUUCAGCAAAAUGGAUUCUUGAGAAGUGAGAAUGAACCCACUCUCUACGUGAAGAAGGAAGGUAAAAAUGAUUUCAUCAUUAUUUGUCAUUAUGUGGAUGAUAUCAUUUAAAUCACGUAUGAUGCAUGAGUUUGAAAUGUCUGAUAUGGGUUUGCUGCAUUAUUUUCUUGGCCUUGAGGUCUAACAAGCAGAAGAUGGGAUUUUUAUUUCAAAAAGAAAAUAUGCCAAGGAUCUUCUUAAUAAAUUUGGCAUGCUUAAUUGUAAACCAGCAACUACACCCAUGAAUAUCAAUGACAAAUUGUAGUGUGAAGAUAGGGCAGAAAUGGAUGAUGCUAGCAGAUUCAAAAGCCUGGUUGGUGGUUUAAUUUAUCUAACAUACACUCGACCCAAUAUUGCAUUUUCUGUUGGUAUGAUUCCCAAGUUUAUGCAACAUCCUUCAAAGCUUCAUUUUGGAGCAACAAAGCGGGUCUUGCGUUACAUCGCUGGAACUAUGGAUUAAGGGAUUUGGUACUCAAAAGUUUUCAAUUUCAAAUUAUGUGGGUUCACGGACUGCGAUUGGGCAGGUUCAUUGGAUGAUAGGCAGAGUAUUUCAGCAAAUGUUUUUACUCUUGGAUCAGGAGUAAUCACAUGGAGCUCAAAGAAGCAAGCCACAAUAGCAUUGUCAUCCUCAGAAGCUCAAUAUGUUGCAGCCACUUUAGUAGCUUGUCAAGCCAUAUGGUUAAGGAGAAUGUUGGCUGAACUUCAACAAAGGCAAGAGGGAGCAACAGAGAUCUGUUGUGACAACGAGGCAACCAUCUUUAUGACAAAAAAUUCAGCAUUUCAUAGUAGAACAAAAGAUAUAGCUAUGUGUUUCCAUUUCAUUCAUGAUUUGGUUGCGAAGAAGAAUAUUACUUUAAAGUACUGUGGCACUCAUGAGCAGCAGGCUGAUAUACUAACGAAGUCUUUGUCGAAAGAAAAAAUUUUCUACUUCAGAGCUUUCCUUGGCGUUUGCAACUUUGAAUCAAGAGGGAGUGUUGAAGAAUGAUUCAAAGUCUAACUGGGUUUAUUAGUAGUGUCCGUAAUUUACUGAGUUUGUUUAGUCAAUUGGAGAGUUGAUAUUGUUACUAAUAUUAUGCUAGUGGUUGUAAUAGGUUUACGUUAGUGAUUUAGUGGUCCAUAAAAUUCUGUUUGGUUGUUUUGGUUGUAAGCCUAUAUAUAGGCACAUUUGCUUCAGUAUUUUAAAAAAUUGAAUAAGACAACCCAAAAGUUCAGAUUUUCUAUAUUUCUUUGCCUCUGUUUUCUUUGUUUUUGCCUCUGUUUCAGUGUUAUUCAUUUUUAUCUCCAACAGAAAGAGUUGUCUUAAAGCACGUAUAUAUGAGCCAUAUGGCUGUAUACUCUCUCAAAUUUCAUUUAGUUUAUAGAAUUCUUAAAGUGCUUUUGGAAUUGUCUAAUGUAAUCUUAUCCUAGGUGUGAUGCAAACAUGAGCAACCUCUAAUUAUGGUUUACAGAACUUGGUUUUCCUUGUUUAACUAGCCAUUUCUUACACCUCUUAGAAAGCUUUUAAUAAUUCUACCAACCACGAGGCACACCAACAGAAAUUAGCUCUAAAAGGCCUUCUACCACCGUGUUGUCCUGAAACAACAUUGUUGCCAUCACAGCUUGCAGGAGAGUGUUCCUAAGCACCACUUUGGAAUAAAGAAAUAAUAAUAGAGGUGGCUAAAUCUAAUCAGAAUUUUGAAGUUGUGAUGCAGGGGUUUCAAAUUAGUUGAGGGAUCAAACUAUGUUUUUCAUUGUGAGACUUGGAUUAUUGAGGAAAAAUAUAAAGAAUGGUUUUUUUUUU
Molecule: messenger RNA, 2861 nt
Organism: Camellia sinensis
Lineage: Eukaryota; Viridiplantae; Streptophyta; Magnoliopsida; Ericales; Theaceae
Source: RefSeq, a predicted model, not a curated record